AUGCCAAAUUCUUUCUCAUAAUGCUCUUUUUAAGAUUCUAAUGGCCCAUACAUUACCGCACUAACAGAUAAUCCAAAUUAUGGAAUUAUUAUACUUGACAAAGAUUCAGGCUAAAUCCUAAAUUCUUACUAUGAAUUUGACACUUCCACUAGCACUAUAAAAAGCUCUAAAGUACCGUUGGGUGUAAAAAUGUUAAGUAACAAUUAGGUGAUUUUUAUAUUGUAGGAUUCCUAUGCUGUUUUAAUUGGUUCUUUUAUUUACAGUAAGAAUUAACUAGCGAUAACUAGUACUUUCUACAGAUCUAAUGGAGAUUCUGCCAAUUAAUUCUAAGGGAAAAACCUAUUUGUUUACUAUGGAUCAAUUAGCUAUCUUUAUGUUGCAGGAAGCCUGUAAGGAAAUCUUGCAUUUUCUAAGCAUAAAUUGACUGAUGGGACAAAGGAUUACCUCUCCAAGGUAGCAAAUAGUAAUGGUCUUGCAAGUCAGACUUUUGGGGUUCUUAGUUAUUACUAAGACAAUUCUCUAUCAGCAGUCUAAUUGGUUGGAUGUGGAUAAAAUCUUGGAGCAGAUUCUAAUGAUUUAGCCUUACUAUAUUACUAAGAGAUUCUAGGUGGUACACUAUUAUUAAAGUCAUGGCUAAUGGACUUUACAUCAAAAUCAAAAUGCAUAGAUAUUAAGCUUGAUAGCACCAAAUCAACUUUCUUAAUAUUCUUAGAAAAUCAAGCGGUAUAUUCAGGUUCUGUUACUUUAAAUAGCAACACUAAUCCGAUAUCCUUGACUUAGAUAAGAUUUACUUCUUCAUUGACAUAAACCAUUUAUGUUAGAAGUGGCCACUUUACUGAUACUUCAUCAUAUUUUGUGGGAUCAACUUCUUAAAUUAAUAGCAUCUCCUACUCUAAACAAGUUGGGUUUAUUUCUUAGUUCACAUAAAUUAGCUGCCUAGAUUACAUUCCUACUACUUUAAAUUAGAAUGUGGAAAUUUAAACUUCUUUUUCUUAUUCUCUUAUAAAUGGAACACCUAAAAUAUAUAAUCCAGCCUUAGCUCUUUAUAUAUCUUCAACUCAAAGUAUAACUUUCAAAGCAGUUCAGGGGUUAAAAACUAUUAACAUCACUUAACUGAAUUCCUAAUAAUUGCCAGCUACUUGCUUAUAAAAAGAAUCUCUGGGUAUAAUAAUAGCUCCGGCAUUUUUAAACACCUAUCAAUACACUGUUAACAGCACUACUUUAAGAAUUAUCUUUAAUGAUUUCAGUUAUAGCAUCACAGGGUGUGUUGAUGAAACUUGGCUAUACUCAGCUAAACUCUUUGAUGGAUCAUCUCUUCCAGAUUUUGUCACUUUCACCAAGAAAAGCUAUGGCUAAGGCAGUUAUAUUGAAAUUUACACGUAAGAUAACUCUACAGCUGGUUCCCUUUAAAUAAAUUUAGAAGCUACAAUUUCAGGUAUCUUAUCAAAAUCUAUAAAUUUCAAGAUAGUUAUAAUUCCUCUUCCAUCACCACCUUAACUCCCAAUUAAUGAAACAGCUAAUCAAACUAAUUAAACUACUGAAAAUAAUUCUGCUUAAACAAAUAAUACAAAUUCAGAAGAUGCUACUAAUACCACUGACCCUGGAAUUAAUAAUACAGAUGGAGGAGCAAAUAAUACGAAUUUAACUGACAUUACAAAUAAUACCACACCCUAAUUAAACAACACUAAUUCUUCUGUUAAUUUAAAUAAUACAAAUACAACUACAGAUAACACCAGCUCAUCUUAUAACCAAACUUCAGCAAAUUAAACAGCCAAUAAUACCUCUUCAACAAAUUAUACUUAAACUAAUAGCACUGGCUAGAAUACUACUAACUCAACAUAAAAUUAAACUAUUGAUAACACCACUAAUUCUGGAGGUACUACCAUUUCAGAUCCAGGCUCGAAUUAGUCAGCAAACAUUACUCAAUAAUUACUAAAUUUAACUGAGAUUUGCCCAGAAUUAAGUGGAAGAACUGAUGUAAAUAUGAGAGGUCCACCAUUUUUCAUCACUGAUUUAAAUCAAAGCUAUAAAGUAUAAGUAGAGGAAAAUAUCACGAUUUAAUUUCCAUUAAUAUGCAAUCCUACAAACAAAAGUUACACACAAAAACUGUCCUAGCUAUUAAAUUCUAAGAUAUCCAGCUUUAUUUAACUAAAAAAUCAAUCUAUUUUUGCAUCACCCAAAUAAGCUGACUAUGGAAACUACAGUUUGAUUAUAAGCUUAGAUUUAGAUAACUAAACUUAAACAGCAAACAAUUAGUAUUUAGUCAUAUUAGAAGUUCUAAAGUAUCCAAGUUAUUGA
Stylonychia lemnae is the source of this 2298-nucleotide messenger RNA. NCBI's taxonomy places the organism in Eukaryota, Ciliophora, Spirotrichea, Sporadotrichida, Oxytrichidae. The record is from the annotation of a GenBank genome assembly.